Molecule: messenger RNA, 1581 nt
Organism: Metarhizium brunneum ARSEF 3297
Lineage: Eukaryota; Fungi; Ascomycota; Sordariomycetes; Hypocreales; Clavicipitaceae
Product: Aspartic proteinase yapsin-3
Biological process (GO): proteolysis
Molecular function (GO): aspartic-type endopeptidase activity
Source: RefSeq, a predicted model, not a curated record
AUGCAUUCCACUCUUGUCGCCCUCAUUGCCUUGCCCUUUGCGGCUUGGGCCAUCAACUCUUCUGUCAACCACACCGUUAUUGACGACAACCGGGCGGUUGAACUUCCAGGUGUUCUCAGAUACCCCAUCAAGGGUGUUCAGGGCUCGUCUGGUCUUUCCAAGCGACAGGACGGCCAAAGUCUCCAUUCCCAGCGGCAUGGCCUAAUCUACACCAUUAAGCUCGACAUUGGCACCCCCAAAAGCACUGUUGAUGUGCAGUUCGAUACCGGUUCCAGUCAGCUUUGGGUCAACCCCAUCUGCUCCCAUGCCGCUAGGCCAGCCGACUGUACCAAGCUCGGACGCCUCCGAUACUCAUCCACCUUGAAAACCCUCGGGAAGACACACAAACUCACGUAUGGAAGGGGCUACGCCUAUGUAAAGUACGUCAGAGACUUUGUGCAGGUCGGAUCUGCCAAGUUGCCCAAUCAGACCUUUGGUGUUGCCAUUGACAGCGGCUUCGUGUCAGCCGGCAUCCUGGGUGUUGGCCCUUCCAAAAGAGGCAUGAAAAACUCGGACUUUGUUGUCAACUCCCUCCACAAACAAGGCUUCACCAAGAGCAUUGCCUUUGGUGUUGAUCUUCAGGGCAUCGCUUCUGCCCGCGGUAGCGUCGUCUUUGGCGGUGUCGACCUGAAGAAGUUCCGUGGUACCCUGCACGCGACUCCCAUUCUCGACAGGGCAGCUGCUCCUGACCACGCUCCUCGCUACUGGAUCAACCUCGAUAGCAUUUCGCAGACAGCCGGUGGCGAGACGGUUACUCUUGUCGACCAGCGUUUUCCCGUCUUCUUGGAUACCGGCGCUACCUUGUCGUACUUCCCCCCUUCUAUUGUACGGAAGCUUCUCCAGGGAUUCCCUGGCGCCAAGCGUGAUAAGUAUGCCAAUUACAUUGUCAACUGCUCUUUGCGAAGGCAGAACGCCUCUGUCGACUUUCAGUUUGGCAGCACUGUCAUCCGGGCCGCGUACAAGGACUUCAUCUACCCUUUUGACGACAACGCUUGUGCCCUGGGCUUCACCGAAGCUACUGACAAAGCCUAUAUCCUGGGCGACAGUUUCCUCCGAUCCGCCUACGUCGUCUUCGACCAGACCAACAGGCAACUCGCCCUUGCUCAGGCCGCUGACUGCGGCACUCGACUGGUCGCGAUUGGUCCUGGCCCUGCCGGUCCUCUUGUUGGCGAGUGUGGAAGGCCUCCUGUUACCAGCAACACUACUUUUCACACCUUUACCAAACGUACAUCAAACAAGACGAGUUCUUCUACCAAGAUGACCACGACUGCCUCGCCAACCUACACCUCGACCUUGACCACUACCAAGGUCUACACCAUCACCACCGAGAUCGUCACCUCGCUUACCACCUCGCACCCCGGUGAGAACCCCAAACCUACAUACCGUAUGCAUUCCCGGCUGCACAGGGGAUCACGACUGCCGCCCCAUCCCAAGAGCACCGCGGGAUGCCCUAAUGGUGGCGACUGUCCCCCUCCCGCUGUCAGCACGGAGGCUUCUAGCCGCCUCCGUGGCGAGAUCUGCCCUCCCCUGCCAACAAUGUGA